This is a messenger RNA of Penicillium waksmanii, 1431 nucleotides long. RefSeq names its product MFS transporter. The coding region runs from base 1 to 1431 and encodes 476 amino acids. Gene Ontology annotation, molecular function: transmembrane transporter activity. Gene Ontology annotation, biological process: transmembrane transport. The record is from RefSeq and is a predicted model, not a curated record. The transcript has 2 exons. NCBI's taxonomy places the organism in Eukaryota, Fungi, Ascomycota, Eurotiomycetes, Eurotiales, Aspergillaceae.
AUGAAACCAGCGCCCGAGGAGGUAUUGAUCGAUUUUGACGGAGACCAUCCUCAUGACUGGCCAAAAAGUCGAAAAUGGAUGGUCGCAUUUUCUUUAACUAUUCCGCUGUUUCUAAUGCCACUUUCUUCUACGAUCACCACACCUGCGGUAACUACAAUUGCAUCUGAAUUUGAUGUCGAUUCAUCGAUCACGGGGCCAUUGGCACUCUCAUUAUUCCUGCUGAUGUACUGCCUCGGGCCAGUGCUGUUCGGCCCCUUAAGUGAGCUUUAUGGACGUAUACCAAUCCUACAGGGAGGGAAUAUGUUCUACUUGGCUUUCAAUCUUGCGGCCGGGUUCUCGAAUUCAAUGACCCAGCUGUUGGUUUUUCGACUUUUAAGUGGAGUUGGAGCUAGUACAUCGUUGGCUGUGGGAGCCAGCACCAUUGGCGAUGUCUUUGGCAAAGAAGAACGUGGGCUACCUGUGGCUUUGGUCAGCGUGGGCCCCGUUCUGGGAUCCUGUGUCGGCCCAAUUGUCGGUGGCUUUAUCACGGAAUACUCUUCCUGGCGCUGGUGCUUUUUUACAACGUCAAUCGCUGCAGGAGUUUCUCUGGUGGUGUGCUUUACAUUCUCCCGUGAGACAUAUGCGCCUACCCUACUGGAGCGCAAGAAGAGGAAAUGUAUCGCAGAGUUUGAAGAGGCUGAGAAAUCUGGAUCUCGGACCUUGAGAACCAAAUUUGACAGCGAAAAUGAAUCUCUCCAUCAGCGUUAUCGCCGAACACUGUUCCGCGCGAUAUAUUUCCUAGGCACCCAGCCUAUCGCCCAAUGCUUAGCCUGUUACUAUGGAUAUCUUUACGGAAUUAUUUAUCUCCUUCUAUCGAGCUUCUCGGAUCUCUGGACAGAAAAGUACCAAAUGGACCUUUCCAUUGGAACUUUGAAUUAUAUCGCGCCGUGUUGCGGCUACCUAGGAGGUGCGAUUAUUUGUGCUUUUCUUACCGACCCCAUCUAUCGUCGACAAGUCGCUCGGAAUAAUGGCGAAGAAAAGCCUGAGUAUCGGCUACCAAUGAUGGUGCCGGCGUCACUACUUGUACCGAUUGGCCUGUUUUGGUAUGGCUGGAGUGCGGAAUAUAAGACUCAUUGGAUUGUUCCUGAUAUUGGGAUUGCAUUACCACUCAUGGGAGCAACUAUUGUCUUCCAAUGUGUGAGCGCUUAUCUACUGGACACAUUCCCGCUCUACGCUGCCAGUGCUAAUGGCACGGUUUAUAUCCUCCGUGGCCUAACGGGCUUCGGUUUUCCUUUGUUCAGUCCAAAUAUGUAUGCAGCAUUGGGCUAUGGGUGGGGUAACAGCAUUUUGGCCUUCAUAGCUCUGUUCAUCGGUUGUCCGAUUCCAUUUAUUUUGUGGAAAUAUGGAGGAAGGCUUAGAGCAGCAAGCUCUUACGCGGACGUUGAUAGCUAA